GACGUUUCGGGCCGAAACCCUUCCACAUCUCGGCCUAGCUCAUCGCUGUUCGAUAGCUCUGCGCUUGACAAUCUGGCCUGCCUCGAUAGCUCCGUCAGCUACUUGCUGCCCUGUUUGAGUAAAAUGGCGGCGAUGAUGGAGAGUAGAGGUUUUGAUAUUAGUCUUGCAGCGUUACAGCGACAGGAUCCGUACAUUUUUCAUAUUGUGGAUGUGGCCAGCCAGGUAGCACUAUAUACCUUCAGCCAGAGAGACAAUGAAUGGGAAAAAACUGAUGUUGAAGGGACUUUAUUUGUUUAUGCAAGAUCUGCUUCUCCCAGGCAUGGCUUCACCAUCAUGAACAGAUUGAAUGUGGAAAACCGGACCGAACCAAUUACCAAGGACUUGGAAUUCCAGUUACAGGACCCCUUCCUGCUCUACAGAAAUGCUCAAUUUUCUAUCUAUGGGAUCUGGUUCUAUGAAAAAGCGGAGUGUCAAAGGAUUACAGAGCUUAUGAAAAAUUUAACUCGGCUGGAGCAGUUGAAAGCCCAGCAGGGAGUUGAAUCACCAAACUGUAGUAACAACAAAGCUGUUGAUAUAGUACAGAUGUUGUUCAAAGCUGAACAUGAGUAUAAUAAGGUCAAACAAUCCACUGAACCAAAACAAAUAACUAGUUCCAGUCUCAUUCCUGACAAUUCAAACCUGAUCAAACCAAUUCCCAUUAAAUUAACUGAUAUUGGAACAGAUGCUCGUUAUCAACAAUCAAAACAACAAGACAAGAUUGCAGAACUAGGAGGAAAACAGUUGAAUUUGGUGGCUUUGUUUGGUACCCAAGAAAGACCUGCUUCAAAGGAUAUUUCAAAUGAAUUACAGGAAUCCAAAAACAAAGCUUUCAGUCGACCAGCUGUGGUGCGUUCUUUGUCUUAUGAGGAGCCUCGGAGACUGCCAAAACAUGAAAUUUCACAAUCUACUAAAAAACAGUUUUGUCCUGCUGUUCAGAAACUGAUGAGUCGUGGGGCUGAUCUUCAGCCCGUGUCUGAGUUACCAGAAAAUUGCCCCUGUAAAAGUCAAAAAGAAAAAAGUGUUGACAAAUCAUUAACAGGACUGUUACAAGGGCACUCUUCAAUGGGAAAUGUUUUCCCACAGCAAAACUCUUUAACUGAAACUGGUCCUUUCUUCUCCACUGGAACUUGUAACUUACUUCAAAAUCUACAUCCUACCCAGACACAAGUUCCUACAUCUUGUGCUUCAACAGUGCAGUCUGAACUUUUAUUAUGCAGACCUCAGAAUGGGUCUCAAACACAGCCUAUUGCUCUUCCUCAUCGUACCCAUCAUAGCUCCAGCCUGCAAAUUCAUCCUAAAGCAUUGACUUUGGACCAGACAAAGAGAACUUCUGUGGUAAAUAGUGGCAGUGGUCAAGCGUCUGAUAUUAUAUCUCCUCAUGAGUUACUUCAGAAGCUGCAGAUAGUCCAACAGGAACAGCAACAACAUUUUGGAAAAUUGACUCUUGCAGCUAAAUUUUCGGCUCAACCACUACCUAUGGUCAAUCAGCCAAAUUGUUCUUUGAAGCCUUUUAGUUCUCAGGCAGACAAAACUAUUAAUUCACAGAAUCAUAACCUUUUUCAGGUAAUUUCACCACAACGUAUUCCAGCAACAGUGGUGCCAUCGCUAUUGAUGUCACCUAUGGUGUUCUCUCAGUCUGCUGUGGGAAAGCCAAUGACAGAUGCAAAUACCAUGCCUUUACCACAGUGUGAUACCAAACCAGAUACUAAACCACUGCAUAGCUGUUUGCUUCCGUCUGUACAGGUUGCAGAGCAAACAAGUAAAGGGCCAAAUGUGCUUACCAAGAUUCAGUUACAAGAAACUCUUUUGUACCUGUUGCAGAAUGAUCCCAAUUUUGUGAAUGUCAUUUAUGAAGCUUAUCUCAUCAGCCAGACAAACACUGCAGCAGAGAAGUAAAUUUGAAAGUUUGGAUACAAGAUGUAAAUGUAGAUUUAUUUUGAUGAAGAUGAUCAGAUGGUACUUUGCUAAAGAUGUUCUUGCUAUUUUUUAAGAGUUUUAUUUUUGAAACUGUUGUCUUUGCUUGAGCUACUUAAAGUUCUUCUUUUCACACUGGAUAACAUUAAUUGCUGAUCAGGCUUAUUUUUAACUAUGAUUAAGAUAAUUUAAAGAAGAAUUGAAAUUUCUGGUGAACCAAUUACAACUGUACACUACCAUUCAUGGUAAAUCAGUGUUGUAUUUUUUCAUUGAACAAAUAAAAUGCAAUAUCAGUUUGUCAUUGUACCAGCUAUGAACACCUAUAUUGGUACAGUGAAAUUUACCUUUACUUGUCUAAUGGGAAAUAAAUAUUAGUACUAUUACUUCUCU
This is a messenger RNA of Mobula hypostoma (lesser devil ray), 2343 nucleotides long. RefSeq names its product decapping mRNA 1B (gene dcp1b). The coding region runs from base 124 to 1935 and encodes 603 amino acids. The record is from RefSeq and is a predicted model, not a curated record. Gene Ontology annotation, molecular function: enzyme activator activity; mRNA binding. NCBI's taxonomy places the organism in Eukaryota, Metazoa, Chordata, Chondrichthyes, Myliobatiformes, Myliobatidae. Gene Ontology annotation, biological process: deadenylation-independent decapping of nuclear-transcribed mRNA; positive regulation of catalytic activity; deadenylation-dependent decapping of nuclear-transcribed mRNA. Gene Ontology annotation, cellular component: P-body. The transcript is spliced from 9 exons.